UAUAUAAUUAACGUAUAUUUAUUUUAUUUUAAGUACGUUCUAAAUAUUUAACGAUUUUUGAAUUUUAUUAUAUAUUUAAUGUAUAUUUAAUUUUAAGUAAAUAUAUUAUAAAUGUUUUAACGGUUUGCGCAAUCAAGAAUAAUUUAGGAAAACUCGUUGAAUUCGGAAAAACAAUUCUAUUCGGUUUUGACUCAAACACUAAAAUUCAAAUCUUAAUCCUAGCCCACAUGAGAAAAGCCCAAAAUAAAAAAACAAAAAAAAAACCCAUACCCCUCUUUUCUAAUUCACGUGAAACCAACCUCACCCAAAACCCCUUCCUUCCUCUCUUUCACGUAAAAAGGAAAACUCAAACCCUCCUCCCUCACUGCCGUUUUUCUCUCCUCCCUUCACGACCGUCGCUGUACCAGUCGCCGCCACCACCGCCGGACCUCCUCGCCACCGGCAACCAGAACCUCGUGGUUCUCCCUCGCCGUCAGCCCAACCUCGACCAUCACCGCAGCCUUCGUUGCCGCGUCACCUCGCCAACCACCAGCAACCACCGUGCGCAGCACCAGUGCCGCCGCCCAGUACCGCCGCUGCCGCACUCUGACCGCCGGCCGCUCUUUCUCUCCUUUUUGGCGGAGAAUUCUUUGUGGGCGACUUUUGAAUUCGUUAAAGUGGCCUAUCAGUUUGUUUACACAAGUCUCUAAGGAUCAAUAAGCAUUGUCCAUCUACAGGUUUGAAGAUGAUGCAUCAUGGGGAUCGGGAUUAGAGAGCCUGUAUUUAGUUUCGUUUUGCUAAGUAACUUGGUUUGUUAAUUUAUACUUUAAACUUAUCGUACUAUUUAUAUUCCCUUAAUUUCGUUGGUUGGUUUUUGGGAUUA
Spinacia oleracea (spinach) is the source of this 862-nucleotide messenger RNA. RefSeq lists its product as uncharacterized. NCBI's taxonomy places the organism in Eukaryota, Viridiplantae, Streptophyta, Magnoliopsida, Caryophyllales, Amaranthaceae. The record is from RefSeq and is a predicted model, not a curated record. The transcript is spliced from 5 exons. The coding region runs from base 228 to 689 and encodes 153 amino acids.